Aspergillus saccharolyticus JOP 1030-1 is the source of this 2196-nucleotide messenger RNA. RefSeq names its product signal recognition particle subunit SRP68. NCBI's taxonomy places the organism in Eukaryota, Fungi, Ascomycota, Eurotiomycetes, Eurotiales, Aspergillaceae. The transcript has 3 exons. Gene Ontology annotation, molecular function: endoplasmic reticulum signal sequence receptor activity; 7S RNA binding; signal recognition particle binding. Gene Ontology annotation, biological process: SRP-dependent cotranslational protein targeting to membrane. The record is from RefSeq and is a predicted model, not a curated record. Gene Ontology annotation, cellular component: signal recognition particle, endoplasmic reticulum targeting. Bases 211 to 2055 code for a protein of 614 amino acids.
GGGGAGGGGGGCAAUGUUGGUGGUGAGAGCCUCGGAAGGAAAUUUUGAGGGUCUAGUAGCAACAAGCUUGCUGGAAAAGCAACACCCGCAAAAUCAGCCGGCCGAUUGUUUGGCCGAGACUUGACCACAUCAGCCGGCAACUGCUUGGGUGGGAAUAGCACCACCAUCACGAAGCGAUAUCUUGAUCAAUCGGUCAACCCCACUAGGAAGAUGGAUAUUACAGACUUUAUCUUUGCUCACCGGGAAGAGGCUCUCCUUACUGGAAAUUACAACGCCUACCAUGCAUACACGAGCCGGAAGCUGCACAAGCUCCAGAAGCGGCUUGGACAGACAACCCCCAAAGGUCGGAAAUAUACUGCCAAACCUGCUAUUAGCGCAGAGGAUGUGAGCAAGAAUGUGGAAUAUGUCCAUGUCUUACUCACCAGCGCCGAGCGAGCAUGGGCGCAAGCAAUGCACGAGAAAACAACGCACUCAGCCGACCCGUCAGCCAAGGGGAUCUCUGGUGCUGCCAGAAGCCACAUUAUCGCACGCUUCAAUCGAGCUACCACUUAUGCGAAGCAUUUGGUCACAAUUCUGGAGGAUCAGGCAACCUCGGGCGCGACUGAUAUUGAUAUUCUAGAGGCACGUGCGUAUUUGGCAUCGCUCUCGGGAGCAAUGUUCCUGGAGAAGCGCAAGUGGGAGCAGUGUCUUCGAAGUUAUGCUAUUGCCCGAGUGAUCUACGUGGCUCUAGGGCAGCAGGUCAAGAAGGAUGCUUUUCGUGACCUGCUCUCCGGUACCGUGGACCCCAGUUUAAGAUAUGCUGCAUAUCAGAUGAAGCUUCCUCGCUCUAAGCCUCUCCCGUCCUUGGCAAUCAGCUAUUUCCCGUCCGACGCUACCAUCCGAUCUGAAGUUGAAAAGGUCGACCCCAAUUGCUUGAAAGAGGAGGCCGCUGGAACACGAAGAACUGCCGACGGAGAAGUGCAGCAACUUCCCGAGACCAUUUCCUGGAGGUCGCGAACUGUCACACUGGAAGAUGCCACUAUAUCGCAGGCUCUCGCAUCCGCCGCCGCAGCGGAGUCCCGUCUUGCCGCUUGGCUCACGGGGAGCGCCGGACAAUCUGCUUCGCCGAAGGAAAAGGCCGCUGCCUAUGACAACGUCAUCAUCGCGAGCCAAGACGCAGUAGAUGCUACGAAGACUGCAAUUGAUGACCUCGCAGCCGAGGGUGUGGAACCCAGCGAUAAGAGGAUGCAAGCGCUACAAAUCACGCGGACGGCUGUGAACUACGGCUUGGUGGCAUGGAGAAUCGGGCGUAAUCGCGUCUUGUGCGGAGAACAUGACGGCGUCUCUUUUGAGGCAGGCCCCGCUAAACAAUUCAAGAAUGCUAAGGGUUCUGGGACAGUGGAGGAAACGAUUGGCAAGAAACUGGGGCGACUACGUGAGCGGGUCGUGCUAUAUGACUCCACACUGCAAAGUAUCGACUUUAUUCUGGAACUGCCAGGAGUUGCCGCAGAUUCCGUGUUUGUGGCUGAGCUAGAGGCCAAACGACGUUACUUCCGUGCCUUGAGAUGUCUGACGAUCGGCCGCUCGCACGGCAUUCUCAGCAAACCCACCAACGCUCUUGCUCUAUUUCAACAAGCCUUGACCCUUGUCACGGAGCCUAGCGAGUCUCUCCAGUCCGCUGUCGACGCGGAAGGUCCGCCAAAGCUGGACGUCUCACGCAACCAGGUCUCUGCCUUGGGAUCGACUUUGCGAGGCUUGGUUGCUCAGUACCGGGGUCUUGUGACUGUGGAGAAGCUUUCAGUCGAAGCGCAAGAGAAAUUGACUAAUGAGCGUCCAGUGAUUGAGCGUCUGCAUGAGUUCUCUGGCGAUGCCAUUGAUCUGAAAAAUAUUGUUCCGUUCCCGCCACAAAUCCAGCCUAUUCCCGUUAAGCCAUUGUUCUUGGACGUAGCCUGGAACUACAUUGACUAUCCGCGUCAAGGCUCGGCGGCUCAGGUAACGCCUCAGAUCCAAGAAGAAGAAACGGCUACAGAAGAGAAGAAGGGCGGGCGACGCGGCUGGUUCGGGUUCGGCCGCUGAGGACGCAGCUGAGCGAUGGACUUCUGCUUUCGAUGUUCUCAAGAGUUAGACUUAGUUCUUGAACGUUAGCUUCGCAAUAACUCAGCUGGUGUGAAUAUGAUGUGAUGACUUUUACGCUGAUCGAAGCCUGACUGGUACGCA